Molecule: messenger RNA, 2423 nt
Organism: Ciona intestinalis (vase tunicate)
Lineage: Eukaryota; Metazoa; Chordata; Ascidiacea; Phlebobranchia; Cionidae
Source: RefSeq, a predicted model, not a curated record
CUAUUCGUUUUGUGCAUUAAAUAUGUAGGGCUUUAACGUGUUAGAUUGUAAUUCCAUUACAAACGUACCCGUAGUUUUUUGUACGAGCGUUUUGACGCUUUCGUUUGGUUUAAAACAGCAUGAAUUAUGGGGAUGGAAGUGAAAGGGAACCAUUAUCAAAAACGUUUACAAAGCAAAGUCAUUCCCGAUUCAAUCUUGGUUCAUUUGGACUUGGAGCAUGCGUUGGUGGAAUAGUUGGCCUCGCACUUUUCUUCGGUUUAUACUUUGGUCUCCCACCAAGGUCUAUUGAAGUCAUUACAACCAGUACAUUGUCUCCAACUACACCCCAACCCACGCCUACAUAUUCUGCCGUAUAUGACAACGCAGCAGUUGCAUCUGAUGCUGGACCUUGUUCGAAAGUUGGAGUUGAUAUUUUGAAGGAAGGAGGAAAUGCUGUUGAUUCAGCCAUCGCUGCCAUUCUAUGUGUUGGAUUACACAACUCACACAGUUGUGGUAUUGGUGGUGGAUUCUUCAUGACAUUAUACAAUGCAACAACUGGUGAAGCCACGUUUAUAAAUUCAAGGGAAGUAGCUCCAGCGGCAGCUGAUAAAAACAUGUUUAAAGGAAAUCCAGACCUGGCAGUGCUAGGUACCCUUGCUGUUGCUGUGCCUGGUGAAAUAGCUGGUUUAUGGGAGGCACACCAAUCUCAUGGUAAACUACCAUGGUCGAGGUUAUUUCAACCAUCCAUAGAUAUGGCAGAGAAUGGUUAUUUUGUGAGUGACGCAAUGGCAAAAGCGAUUCAGUCAUCCGCUGCUUAUAUUCAAAACAGAACUUUCAACUUAUGGCCAGUAUUUGAGAAUGAUGAUGGAUCAUUAAAGAAAUAUGGAGAUCCAAUCAGACGUCCUUUGCUUGCACAAACAUUGAAAACUAUUGCCAAGGAAGGAGCGUCUGCUUUUUAUAAUGGAAGUCUUACUUAUGACAUCAUAAAAGACUUGAAUGAAGGGUUUGGUGAAAACAGAAUCACUGCAGAAGAUUUGUGGAAUUACAGAACAGAAGUAAAACCAGCAAUAAACAUCACUUUGGAUGAUCUUACCGUGUUUUCACCAGGACCCCCAGCAAGUGGGCCUGUUAUGAGUCUCAUAUUAAAUAUUCUUGAUGGUUAUGAUUUUUCCUCAUCUGCUCUGAAAAAUAAGGAGAACCAAGUCCUUACAAUGCACAGGAUAGUGGAAGCAUUCAGGUUUGCUUAUGCCAAAAGAUCAAACUUGGGAGAUGAGAGAAAUAAUCCAAAUAUAACAGAGUUAGUGAAGAACAUGACAGCGGACUGGUACGCUGAUGAUCUUCGUUUAAAAAUCAACGACGAUCAUACUUGGCCGGUUGAUUACUACGGUCCUGACUGGUCAGUUCCUGACGACAGUGGCACGGCGCAUCUCAGUGUUCUUGCUCCCAAUGGUGAUGCUGUGGCAAUCACAAGCACAAUCAAUCUAUAUUUUGGAAGCAAAGUUCGUGGUAAAUAUACAGGGAUCAUUUUCAACAAUGAGAUGGAUGAUUUCUCCUCACCUAAUAUCACCAAUGCAUUCGGUGUUCCACCAUCGCCAGCUAACUUCAUAUACCCUGGUAAUCGACCGUUGUCCAGUAUGACGCCAACAGUGGUCACAGAAACAAAGAAUGGUAGGAUGAGAGCAAAAAUGGUGGUUGGAGCAUCUGGUGGAACUAAAAUUACAACGGGGACAGCUUUGGUUACAAUGAACUCGUUAUGGUUUGGAUUUAAUGUUGGGGAAAGUGUUGAAAUGAAGAGAAUUCACGACCAACUUAUGCCAAAUGUGACGCAAUGUGAAGCAGGCCUGGACCCGGAAAUCAUAUCUGGUCUUGAGGCCAAGCAACACAUAACAGAAAUUGUGUCUUCUGCUGGGUCUGUGGUACAAGCCAUUGUUGUGUUACCUGAUGGUAAAGUGAGCGCUGCAUCUGAUUCUCGAAAAGGUGGAUACCCUGAUGGGUUCUAGGUGCUAUAGAAAUAACAUUUUUAUACAGAGAUAGGUGCAGGGGAUUUUAAAAGUUUAACACAGACUAAAAUUUUAGUUAUUUUACUGUAUAUAUCAGGUUUUGUAUUUUUUAGGUAACUGCUGUAUUUUAUAACUUUUGUCGAUCAUUUAAAUUUUAAACCUAAAGUAAUUAUUGACAAAGUGUACCUUGGUGGUAUUUCUUUAUGUAUUUUUACCUUGCUUCAAUUCGUUCAUUCCAAAACUUUUUUUUUUAUAAAUCAAUUGUUUUGUAAUCAGUCUCAUAUGAACUCACCUUUGUCAACUCAACUUUUAUCUUUUUUACUUCAUUAAUCUGACUAUGCAUACUCAUUUAAUUUCUAAUCAAUAAUCACUGUACAUAUUCUUAACAGUCGAUUUUUAAAUGUGGAAGUUGUGCACUUUAUAAACAUUGUUGCUGAUACCAAA